CUCUCCAAUCACAUGAAUGCAAUCACGUGCACAUAUCUAAAGUUUAUGAAAUGGAUUUUUUAAAGAAAAAAAUUAGCAAAACGGUCAGCAAGCGUAUAUAUAAAUAAUUUGGCUGAGUUUCUCCAACAUGUGUAAAAUCAAACGUAUUCCUGGUGUCGGGACAGACCCUGAAUUGUGAAUGCCAAUUAAGUUCAGGUGGGAAGCGCUUUCAACACGCUUUAUACAUGUAUUUACAUAUAUAUUGGACUACUAAGAAUGAGUAUGGUAAUUCUAUAUGACAAUCUAUUGUAUUCUUGAGUAUGGUAAUUCUAUACGAUAGUCUAUUGUAUUCUUGGUGUCAAUGAUUUGCAACAAGAUCGGUAUACCAAACAUUGAUACGGCAAUGAAGAAGGUUUAAUAACAGAUAAAGACGAUGGAACUCGCAUAAAACAGUAAUAUAAAAUCAGAAAUUGAGUUCUGUGGACGCUUAACAACACAUUCAUUGUCAAUAUAGAGAAGGAAAAAUGAACGUAAGCAUUCUUCUGUUGUAUGUGAUUUCUUCGAAUAUUUUGGUCGUCAACCGUUCGUCUCCUGCAACAUGGCUAUGUCAGGAGAACUUCUGCUACUCGCUGUUCACAGAGUAUGGCGGAGUCUCUUUCAGAGCUGCAAAUGAAAAGUGUCAAGAGAGCAACUCACAUUUGGUUAGCAUUCAUAGCGAGCAGGAGAGCCAGCUGGUGGAAAAUAUAAGGACAGAGGUGGUGGGAAUGCCCGUCUGGCUGGGGAUGGAGAGGUUCCUGAAUCAGCAGACCUGGGUCGAUGGGACCCCCGUGGAUUUCCUCCCCAGUGAGUGGGACUACCACUCCGCCCAAAACCCCUACACGUGUAUCUAUAGCAGUGGCGACUGGUACGAGGGAAAGUGUGACAACAACUUGUACUUUAUUUGUAAACGGAAAGUUAAAAUGGUGACAGAAAUAUCGGAUGUCUGGAGUACCACUGACAUUGUAGCGUUAUCAAAGUCCGAUAAUACCAUUCAGUCUUCGCACACUUCCUGGGAUGACGACAAAACCAAAUUGCCAGAUAUGACAUCAACACUUGGUACCUCAGUAGACCCAUUCACUUCAUCACAAGGCAGUAGUUAUCUAGAUCAGCAGUACGUUACACGAGAGUUUGAGGAAAAGCUAAAAGGUUUAAGGAUCAAAAAGAGGAAGAUCAGUACCAAAGAGGCGCCUGGAGGCCAGGCUAUUGGGGCGGUCGCCAUUUUGAUUUUGUCGCUGAUGUUUGCUGGUGUCAUUUUGCUGGAUUUGAACACAUUUCAGCAGAACUGGAGGAUGUUCCGAAUUAAUGUGUCUCAAAUGCGAGAUUAAUAGCUAGAGUUACUACAUGUAGAAAGUACAACGCUC
Messenger RNA from Magallana angulata, 1379 nucleotides. RefSeq lists its product as uncharacterized. NCBI's taxonomy places the organism in Eukaryota, Metazoa, Mollusca, Bivalvia, Ostreida, Ostreidae. The transcript is spliced from 5 exons. Gene Ontology annotation, molecular function: signaling receptor activity. The record is from RefSeq and is a predicted model, not a curated record. The coding region runs from base 504 to 1343 and encodes 279 amino acids.